Poecilia latipinna (sailfin molly) is the source of this 1633-nucleotide messenger RNA. RefSeq names its product RAS-like, family 12 (gene rasl12). Bases 87 to 629 code for a protein of 180 amino acids. The transcript has 4 exons. Gene Ontology annotation, molecular function: GTPase activity; GTP binding. NCBI's taxonomy places the organism in Eukaryota, Metazoa, Chordata, Actinopteri, Cyprinodontiformes, Poeciliidae. The record is from RefSeq and is a predicted model, not a curated record.
AUCAUCAUCCCUCCCUCCUCAGUGUCAGCUUGAGGCUGACACUAGAGGAGCGCACAUCUUUCCUGUCUCUGCUCGUCUGUAAGGACAUGAUCCCCAGCAGAGAGAGGACAGUCAGAAUCAGCGUGCAGCAGUCUGGACCCGACCAUGACCGGGAUAUUUGGAAAGCUCUCACUGUCAAGUUUCUCACAAAGCGCUUCAUCAGUGAAUAUGAUCCUUAUCUUGAGGAUAUCUAUUCAUCAGAUGAGCUUGUGGACCAGCAGCCUGUUACAGUUCGAGUGAUGGACACCUGCGACCAGGAGGGUCCAGUGAAUUGUGAGCGCUAUCUGUCAUGGGCCAAUGCCUUCCUGGUGGUCUACAGCAUCAACAGCAUGGAGAGUUUUAAAGGCUGCCAGCUGUACCUGCAGACUCUCUCCAUCCAUAAGAACACCUUCAGCUCCCAGACUCCCAUCAUCCUGGUGGGCAACAAGCUGGACAUGGACAGAUACAGGCAUGUAAUCUUUCUGUGGGUCUUUUUUAUACCUGGCAGGUUGUUUGAUUUGUGUUAUAUGGGUCUGCAAGAAGAAAGCUCAGUCUUCAGGCUCCAUAGAGCUGAAGUUUGUGCUAGCAUUUUACUGUUGAGGGAAGGUUGAACACCUUAUGUACAUAAUAUUUCAAUAACUGAUGCGAAAGUUAUUUCUUUGUAACAGUGGCUACAUUAAGAUAACAGUUCUUUCGUUACAUGGUGGUCCAGUAAGUAACAUGGAAACAGCUUUGAACACUGCCUGAGAUAAACCUAGAGGAUUUUGGCAAUAUAACGGUACACUGCAGAGAUAAAUGUGUUGACCUGUAAUGCAUUACAGUUCUUCACAGAAAACCUGUGCAGGAAAUCAAAGAAACAUAGAAGUAGAGCUCAAGAAAACAAAACAAACUUGGUUUUCUUGAGAUUCAUUCAUUAUCUCAAGAAACCCACUGGGAAAAAGUAAAUGCAGAAAAUGUCUGCUCUUGGUUUUCAGACAAAAUAAACCAAAAUCUUGUUGGUAAUUUUUUUACUGUGUAAUUGUGCAAACAGCACACACAAAAGUGUGGCUGAAAUGCUCAGAGAGAGAUGAUUGUCUCUCUGAGAGUUAGAUGACCAAAGCUGAUUUCUCAAGAAACAUCAGGUGAAGGUUAGAGACGCAGUGAUCCACUUUUUUCACUUCUGGUAUGGAUACAAAUGUCUGAGGUUUAGUGUCAGCAGAUAUCAAUCCAAUACAGAAAAACAGCUGAAUUGAUAUUAAUAAGGGAUUGGUGCAUCUUUAGUUGAUGUUGUAAAAAUAAAGUCUGAUCUUCUGUCAGACAAUGAAGAAUUAAAGGUUAACCUUUAAACGGAAAAAGGUUAAACGUUUAAAGGUUUAAAAGGUUUAAUUAACCUUAAAACGUAUAAAGCCGUGCGCACGCACGUGGCUGCGCAUCUUUCCUUUGUGCAUACCAAUUUGCGGGAAAUUGAGCACAGCUGCUGGUCCGCCCUGUCGCCUCCAUAAAUAAAUAUGUAAAUUAGUAUAAAUACUCGGUCAGCCACCACGUGAAGUCAGCUGAAGCUGAUGAUCAGCUUCAUCAGCACAAAGACAUCUGAACGAUCAGCUUGUAAAAGAAGAAACAAAAAAAUGAAUUCAAA